AGAGAGAGAGAGAGAGAGAGAGAGAGAGAGAGAGAGAAAAGAGAAGGAGAACACAAAGUUCGCCGCGGCGGCGCGCGCGAGUAGAGGCUCAAUCUCGGCUCGGUAUCGAGGCUGCUGGCACCGCCGGCUCCCGUCGUCGUCGUCGUCGUCGUCGUCGCGCGAGACUCGCUCACAUCAUCGCUGCAGUGUCGAUCGUCGUUUCGCGUCGCGAGGACUGUGUUCGCGCGACGAGCUCUGUACUGACAGUUGUGCUGAUUUUUUCGGUUGUGCAAGGAACUAAGUAUCUGCUUUCUGUGCUUAUGAGAAGAGGAUUUUUGGAACUGGAGAGACGUUGCGAUUGUGGGGCUAUACGGAGAGGUGCUUCUAUUGCGAGUGAGGAGGACGAGGAUCUUUGUUCGCCGAGGAUUUUGUGUGAGCAGUUUUGAGGUUCGUCGCUCCAGCAAAGUGUGUAUAAAGAGCUCCCGAACGACUGAAUUUCCGGGAAAAAAGCGCAGCGCGCCACCGAAAGCCCUCAACUGAGCCCAAAGUGAGCCGCGAACAAAAGAAGAAGAUAUUGAAUCGAUCGAUCGAAGUCUCGGAGUCUAAAUCCGCAGGGGGCGGCUAAUCGCCACCGCCGGGCAGCUCGAAAAAGUGGAGGGUUCGCCGGCGUUUCUGGAGGACCUGAUAGCGGGCCAGCGAAGCGCCAAUGCCGCUGCAGCAGCCGCGGCAUUUAUGAACAACUACGCCGCCGCGGCAGCAGCAGCCGACAGGAGCAACAGGAUGGUGUCCCACGUCAUUCCCGUGUCGGGAGUCAGCUCCUCCUUCUCGUCGCCUAUGAAUAUCCACAACGAUCUCUAUCAUCAUUACGAGCUUCAGCAAGGCAAUGGAAGCCUCGGCAGCUCGGGCCUGGGCAGUGUUCAGGAUCCGGUUCACUCUUUAAAAAUAAAACAAGAGCCUUUCCAACUCACGCCCACGUCGUCGCUGCCUCCUAUGCAUCAAGUGAGCAGUUUCGUGUCGGACCAGUUGACGAGCAGCUGCAUGUCCUCGAGUCCCAAGGACCUGAACGUCUCGGUGGGUAGUUUGUCGCGCGACUCUUCCGUCGUGGUCAGUUCGAGUCUUCACGACCACCCUCCCCUGCAUCAUAGUCCCGACUCCGUAGUUUCCGGACCCACGAGCAGCAACGUUUCCCUGGGCUCCCAUCAGCAUCACAAUCGUUCGCUCACAGGGCCCACAAAGAGAAAGACCAACUCACCUCUGGACACAGGGCUCCUGGACACACCGACGAGCAACACAGACCCAAGCGACGGCAGUACCGACAUCGGCGGCUCGGUACAACUGGCCAGCAGCAGUAGCGGCAGCAACAACCACCACAGAUCGAGGUCGUCUCAGCACAGCAACGCGAAAUCGAUGCGCGUCUCGUCGGCCGACGCGAGUACCAGCAACGCCGGGACCACCAACACCUCUACCACGUCGAGUAUAACCACCUCGGGGGAGGCGAGCAAUUCCAGCGACACGAAACCACCCUACAGCUACGUUGCUCUCAUAACCAUGGCCAUAAAGAGCAGCAAGAUGCAGAAGCUCACGCUCAGCGAGAUCUACGCUUUCAUUCAGACGAACUUUCCGUUUUUCGAGAAGAACAAGAAGGGAUGGCAGAACUCCAUCAGGCAUAAUUUGAGCUUGAACGAGUGCUUCGUCAAAGUGCCGAGGGACGGUGGCGGUGAGCGCAAGGGGAAUUACUGGACUAUCCAUCCAGAGGCAGGUGAGAUGUUCGAGAACGGCAAUUGGCGACGGCGCAAGCGCAUGAAGCGGACCUACCGCAAUGCACCCUAUCCUAAGGGCUUAUACGGCGAGCCCUUCCAGUCGGCCCACGUGCACCUCGGAGCCGGAAGGACACUUUUCGCGCAUUCGCCACCAGCUUACUCUACCAACGCGUAUCCUCGUUACGAUACUGGCGCAUGGAGCUUGCAGCAGCAACCGCUUUCGUCUUACAGUCAUUGCCAGCUUCAGCAACAGCUGCCGAUGCAGUCGAUGCAGAUCCCGACGAUGAACGGCUACAGUCAGAUCAGCUCGUCCUUAGCCUUUCAAGGCAACUAUCUCGAUGUUCCAGGCAGUACGAGCGGCACGACGGCCUCGAUGAGCAGCAAUACCUACGCCGGCGGUUUUGCCGCGUGUGCCCGGCGGCACGAUCCUACGGCCAUGACCGUCAGCGAGGCAGUCUCCAGGUGUUCCUAUUGGCCUGAUAUGGUGAAGGAGGAUCCAAGUACCACGCCCGUAUCGCCGAGCAGCGUAAACGCAGUCGGCGUCUCCUCUAACAUGUACGGCUCGACGCCGCACUCGGCCGUCUCCUCGAUCGGCUAUUCGCCCGUCGACUUCGGCUUUUUGUCUGACAAAAUGAUGAGGGACCGUUAAAAUGAACGAAUUGCGAGCAACCGAUCAUCGAUGAGGAUCAACAUUUUUUUUACACAAAUGCAUCUUUUUUUUAAUUUUUUUUUUUUGUUCUUUUUUUAUCAUUUUUCUUUUCGAAAACUCGUAUACAUAUAGAUGUUCGUUCGUAGUUUUUUAAAAAAAAGGUUUAGCACCGAUGAAAGAGUUCACUUUUUAUGUUCUAUGAUACGUAACGUUUAAGGCCGAGCUUGAAUACCAAAAGAGACGCGUUUUAUUUAUGUAUCUUUUUUGCGAAGCGUUUUCGUCUCGUGCAUCGCUAAGAUUGCAUAUUAUGUUGUGUUUAUCGAUCGCGUCGUUCGUGUGUUGUUUAGCGCUAUAUUGUGACUGUUGGACAGUAUUCUACACGCCCGCUACAUUAAGUGCGUUUUUUUAAGCCUGAAUCUCGGAUGUGAGGAUUCCAAAUGAAUCGCUGCGAUGUAAAUUUUAAACGAUUGCGCGAGAAGUUUUUAGAAUCUCAUAUACAUUGUUAGUUAUUGUAGCAUUUUUGCUUUUCGAAAAUGAAGUAUAUGUGUACGUUUUUUAUGUUCUAAACAUUGUUAGUUCUCUUUUAAAAUUAAUCAUCGACUGUUAUUUUUUUAAUAUAAUUUUAGACUGAGGCUCUUAAUCGAUUCUGUAGCUGUCGAAUAUCAAGUUCUUUUUUUAUAUCAUUGGCGACUACUAAAAUUGACGGAUUUUAGUAUUUAACGAAUGUGUUAUAAAAUUGUUUCGAUAGUAGAAAAAAAAACGCAACACCAGGUGCGUGUGUAUGUAAAUAUUUUAUAUCCAUAGAGUAUAUGCAUUAAGGUCUUAGUUGUUUAUUGUAUCGAUUAUCUCUAGGCAGAUGCGAAAAAUCUCGAGACGUUAUUGUUGCUCUGCUGUCAGACAUCAGAAUCACAAAACUUUCUCUUUUACAUUAUGCUGUAACUUGCGAGAAUAAACAAAGAAUAUAUAUAAUAUAUAUUAAUAUAACCCCUGAAACGAGGCAGAUGAUUUGCUUGUCUUUCGAAAGAAACAAACGAAAACCUACCCGAGAUAAGUGAAAUAUUCGCUGUUAAAAAAAAAUAAAUAAUGUACUUAGAGCGAUUAAUAAAAAAAAUAGUUUAAUAUAAUUAUAUAGAGAGAAAAUAAUUAAAUAGUCAGUAUCAUCGAUGGAACUUUAGCAAUUUUUCUAUGUGCAACCUCGUUGCUCAUGAUGUUCUCUUAUAUUUUCUGUUUUUCUUUUCGCCCUUUCGCAAAAGAAGUUAUUGAGUAUGGGCAUUCAUCUCCGAAUGCACCUGUGCUCGAACGUCGUGUUUUAAGCGUAACGUUAUUCUGUCGAUGAUGUUUAUAUAGUGAAUUAAAGGGGUACUGAAUAAAAUUCUAUUAUUUAUCAUCCAGAGAA
Molecule: messenger RNA, 3784 nt
Organism: Nasonia vitripennis (jewel wasp)
Lineage: Eukaryota; Metazoa; Arthropoda; Insecta; Hymenoptera; Pteromalidae
Product: forkhead box protein D2
Exons: 10
Coding region: 712-2388 (558 amino acids)
Biological process (GO): anatomical structure morphogenesis; cell differentiation; regulation of transcription by RNA polymerase II
Molecular function (GO): DNA-binding transcription factor activity, RNA polymerase II-specific; RNA polymerase II cis-regulatory region sequence-specific DNA binding
Source: RefSeq, a predicted model, not a curated record